This is a messenger RNA of Beta vulgaris subsp. vulgaris (sugar beet), 552 nucleotides long. RefSeq lists its product as uncharacterized. The coding region runs from base 1 to 552 and encodes 183 amino acids. Lineage: Eukaryota; Viridiplantae; Streptophyta; Magnoliopsida; Caryophyllales; Amaranthaceae. The transcript has 2 exons. The record is from RefSeq and is a predicted model, not a curated record. Gene Ontology annotation, biological process: DNA repair; telomere maintenance. Gene Ontology annotation, molecular function: DNA helicase activity.
AUGGAGCGGUACUUUUCUGUGCUAGUUCUAGAAGAUGACUUAGCGUGUGUUGACACUCUUAAUAGCGAUCAACGACAUAUUAUGGAUGUUGUUUUCGUUGAUGGUCCAGGAGCCUUUGAUCGUUCAUUGAAAGACUUAAUGGAAAACUACUUACCAUUUGGAGGAAAAAAUAUUGUGUUUAGUGGUGAUUUCAAACAACUAUUACUAGUGGUUCGGAACGGAAUAAGAGCUCAAGUGAUUGAUGCGUCAUUUGUCAAGUCCACUAUUUGGAGACACGUCAGUAUUUUUCAUUUGAGAGAAAAUAUGAGAUCAGGAGAUGACAACGCAUUUGCUACUCGAUUGCUCUCAAUCGGCAACGGAGAUGAACCUACCGUGUCAGAUCACAUGAAACUGCUAAACCAUAUGGUAAUACCAUCAACUGAUGAUGUCUCGAUUGAAAUGUUGAUUGACCAGGUUUUUCCAAAUUUAAGUCAACAUGUGGGAGAAGGAAAUUAUAUGGUUGAAAGGGCCAUCACACCCCUCAAUGAAGAUGCUGAGAAGAUAAAUGCUUAG